GUAGCUGACUCGGAUGGCGAACGCAAAUUCAACGGAGCGUCGUUAGUCUUGAAAUUGCGCUUUCGCAGUCUCCCUGCGUGGGAACCGUCGCUCUCUCGGUUCUCCCGCGUGUCUCAUGCCUCUUCCCGAGGUGUGAUCCCUCGUGCUUACCGCACGAUUCGCUCGUCAAAUGAGUCAGCAGCGGGGUGCGACGUCGCGACAACGUCGUAGCAGCAGACGCAGUCCCGCUAAUCAUCGCGAGGCGAGGGUGGCCCGUCGCCGUCAAUCUCAGCGAGAAGGGAAAACGAAUGAGGAAGCGGGGGCGGAAGUACUAUUGCGGCUCCGAUAAUUUAUGAACGCGCGCCGCGCCGUGCGCGCUCGCGCGCGCGCGCCGGAGUGGGUGGGUGUAUACGUGUGUGUGUGCGUGUGUGCGUGUAUGCGUGCACAGUAAUGUAUACGCGACGGCGAAGGUGAAAAUGUUGGCGAAGAUCGCGGCGCGCUGACAUAGGCGACACGACGGAGUCGGACGCGUCUCGUGUACCGUGGACGCAUAGUGAAAUCGACAACAACGACGACAACAGCGAGGACGAGAAUUGGACGGUCGUGCGACAAUCGUUGACGGAGGAGAGAAGCGCUACAUCGACGACCGUCACCGCCGUUGACGUUGAGGUGCCGCGCGUCGCAUUCGGGUGCACAUUGUCGCAUCGUAGCAGCGUUCGCCAGGCAGUGCGUUUACUCCACUUUGCUUCUCGCACUCCUUCACGGUUACCUCGCACGCGCGCGCGCGCGCACGCACGCUCACUCUCUCUUUCUUUUUCUCUCUCUCUCUCUCUCUCUCUCUCUCUCUCUCCGUCUUGAAGUGCCGAGGACGAUCAGCUGUUGUGGGUGUUCCGUACGUCGUGAAGAUGCCCGUCCCGCGAGCUCGGUACCGAGACUGGGAAUACUAAAUAAUGUAAACGUCAAACAGUAUAGGUGCGAAAAGUUGGUUACGACACUCGGAGAUGAGGUGGGUGCACGGUGCCGUUUCAGAAACCUGACGCGCAGUACGUAGAAUACGUGUGAGUAGGAGGUGACGCACGAACGACGAGGAUUAUGACGAGCAGCGCGAGGCUUGCCCAUCGACGUCCGCGCAGCUACACCGGGGUAAAUUGUGCGAUUUCGCCAUGUACAUAUGAUUAUUCGGGUUCAUGCGUUCCCUCACUGUCAGCGGCGAGCGUACGACGACGACGACGGGCGCGGAAGGAAGCACCUCGUCGGCGGAGGAUCGGCGAACGCAGGCCGCCUGCUCCUCUUCCUUCUCCUCCACCACCACCACCUCCUCCUCCUCCUCCUCCUCCUCCUCGUCGCCCGUAACCAGCAGCGACGUCCAGGGGAUGCCUAGCCUACACUCGCUCGUCCUGCGACGGGCACCACUGAUGGACAUGGGUGCCGCGACCAGUUCGGUCACGUCCGUCAACCCAUCCGCUAAAGUCACGGCCAACCAGAAGAAGAUCGACAAGUCCAAACUCAGCGGCAUCAGGCUGCCCCUGAUACGCAAAGAGGCCAGCGUGGUGAACCUGUCCCUGACGGAGAGGACCGGCGUUACGCUGCCGGGCAGAGAGGCGGACGCGCCUCUCCUGCGACCUGAGAGUAGCGCGAGUUUGGAGGCGCGCGGCGGCAGCGGCAGCGGCGACGGUGGCAGCGGUAGUUGGAUGAAUCUGGGUCCCGGCGGCGCGCUCAGGAAGUGCGAGACCGCUGUGGGACUGAGCACCUCGGCCCUCGAGGGCAGACCCAUCAAUCGCAGCAGAGUCUGCUCCCGCUGCUCCAGCCUGCUGUCCCUGGCAUCCAGCUCACGUUACAGCCUAGCCGCUGGUAAUUUUGUCCCUGCGGGCUCACAGCAGACGAUCGGACGGAUAUUUUGUAAGCUGUGUCUCGUCGACACCUCUCUCUCCAAAACGUUUAAGAUCGAUGGAUGCGGUUGUUCCUAUUGUAAAGAUUGCAUGCGUGCCUAUGUAGAGUUUGAGAUUGAGGAAGGUGCAUAUGAAAUUAGUUGCCCCGAUGCUCAGUGUGAUCACGGCGCCAUCCUAUCUUUGAAAGAGAUAUCAAGCCUCGUCAACACUGAACUCGUGGAGAAGCACUGCAAGUUUCGUUUAAAUAGAGAUGUGUCGAUGGACAAGGGACGCGCGUGGUGUCCACGAGCGGGUUGUGAAACAAUAUGUUCGAUAAAUGGCAACAGUGGAAGCGGCACUCCCUUAGGUCCUGUUCACUGUCCCAACUGCUCUACAAAUUUCUGUUCAAUAUGCCGCGAGCCUUGGCACAAUGGGCCCUGUUCAGAUCUUCCAUUAGGAAUACCGUUCGGUAGCGAUCACAUUAAAUGUUGUCCUAUGUGCUCCGUGCCGAUAGAAAAGGACGAAGGUUGUGCUCAAAUGAUGUGCAAAAGAUGUAAACAUGUGUUUUGCUGGUACUGCUUAACAUCCUUAGAUGAUGACUUUCUAUUGCGACAUUACGACAAGGGACCAUGUAAGAAUAAAUUGGGCCACUCACGUGCGUCCGUGAUAUGGCAUCGAACGCAAGUAAUCGGGAUCUUCGCUGGUUUUGGCCUACUUCUACUUGUCGCAUCGCCCUUGCUAUUGUUAGCGGCACCUUGCAUCGUAUGCUGUAAAUGUCGCGUUUGCGGCUCUUCCAGACUCGAACAAGAGGAAGGCGAUACGACGACAUAGGACCUUCCAAACGUUUUAAUAGAUUCUCGCUUAAUUAUUUCCUUGAGAUAAAGUAUAAGCACUCUUCCUAGGCUUCCGCACAUGGGAGAUAAUAUAAUUGGCAACUUAUAUAGAUAUACAUUGCAUUUUGUUAAGUUUACGUUUUAUUUUAUUUUUGCUCCUAGAAGAUAAUAUAAAGGGCAAGAAUGUGCAUAUCUCAGUCAAGAGAGGAGAUAGAUGGGAGUAUAUUGUGAUUAACUAUAUAUUUAUGUUUUAUUUAGACAUUGUUUGGACAAAAUAAGAGAUGUUGUAAUUUGUAUAGUUAUAAUACGUUUAUUUUAUAUAGUCACCUGAUAAGUUUUAUAUGAUGAUUUUAUAAAAAAAGAUAGUCUUUAUGACGAGUCGUAAUUAAUUAUGUGAGUCACAAGCAAGUUUAAUAAUUUACAAAUACUCAUUCAACGAAUUUUUAUACGAAAACAUUCCAGGAAUUUAUUUGCGUAUAUUGGGGAUGUCAGAUUUAUUAUACUGCCGCAAAAGCAUGUUACGAUCGUACGUCGUGAAAAUACUUGUACUGUAAAUUAUAAUUGUGUUUUUGUUGAUUUCUAUGUGAGCUUAUUUUUUAUUGCCCUUGUAAAAUGGCGACCGGGACACCGAUAAUAUAAUUAUUUGGUUUUAUUCAAUUAUUAGAUUAUGUAACAUAACUAAAUUAUAUUGAAAUUAUAUAGUGUGUGUAUAUCUAUAUGUGUGCCCGCAUCGAAUUAUGUGUAAGGCUCGGAUCUACAUUUUUAUAGUAAAACGAAUCUUUGAUCAUGUAAAGUAUUAGAUUGCACAAUAUUCUAUAUUCUUGUUAUCUUAAUUUGUGGGUGCUUUCGUGUUUACUUUGGUGAUUUAAUCGCGCAUGUAUAUUACAUGUACAUUAAUUUAGAACGAGAGUAUAAAAGCAUAGCGAGUAAAAAUAACUAUUACAUACAAAAGAAUCUAUUUCACGUGCAUUUUAUCAUUGAAAUCGAGGGAAUGUUGUUGUUAAUAUGUAUUUAACACGUUAUCGUUAUCGAUCGAUGUGUGAGCUGUGCAGUUAACGUUUGACAUUAAGAAUCUAUAAAUCAAUAUGUGCCAUGUGAUUGCGAGACUCUACUAGAAUUUACUUCCAGAAGCUCGAAAUCCGCAACGAAGCAAAUUCGCUUUACCGAAACGUGUUAAUUACAUUCAUAAUCAUCUAAUACGCAUUAUUAAUUAAAUUUAGAUUAUUGGAGGUCACGGAUAUAAAUAAUCAACUUUGGACAAUAGUUAUAUGUUAUCUUCAAGAAAGAAAAAAACAGAUUCUCUUCGCAAAUAAUAAACAAUAUAAAUAUCAAGGAAACAACAGAAAAACAAUAUAUAUAUGUAUGUGAUUGCAUAAUAAAUAUAUGUGGUAUUUUGUAUAUAUAGUGAAAUGUGGACGCUUAAAUGAUGAAGAGUGUGGAAAGUCGUUACGUUUGGACAAAAAAUGCAUUUCUCGCAAAUAAUACGGUACAGAGAGUUUAGCAGACGAUUGCGUUACUUGAUAAGUUUCUCUGUAGCUGACUUUCAUUAUUUUACUGUCAGAACUGUUGAAAUAUCUCAUUUGUUGUAUUAUUAAUAUCGUAUGUAAAUAAAAAAAGGAAGAUCUACACGCGUACGUGUGCGUGUAUGUAAUUAUGCAUUUGAGUGUGUGUGCACUCGUGUGUUAAGAAAAUAAAGGUACAAUGAACUAGAAGUAA
Messenger RNA from Solenopsis invicta (red fire ant), 4396 nucleotides. RefSeq names its product probable E3 ubiquitin-protein ligase RNF144A. Gene Ontology annotation, molecular function: ubiquitin protein ligase activity; zinc ion binding; ubiquitin conjugating enzyme binding. Bases 1167 to 2678 code for a protein of 503 amino acids. Lineage: Eukaryota; Metazoa; Arthropoda; Insecta; Hymenoptera; Formicidae. Gene Ontology annotation, cellular component: cytoplasm; ubiquitin ligase complex. The record is from RefSeq and is a predicted model, not a curated record. Gene Ontology annotation, biological process: ubiquitin-dependent protein catabolic process; positive regulation of proteasomal ubiquitin-dependent protein catabolic process; protein polyubiquitination. The transcript has 4 exons.